Molecule: messenger RNA, 897 nt
Organism: Archocentrus centrarchus (flier cichlid)
Lineage: Eukaryota; Metazoa; Chordata; Actinopteri; Cichliformes; Cichlidae
Exons: 1
Source: RefSeq, a predicted model, not a curated record
UACAUGCUUCCCUUAGGCAGUAUUAUUAGAAAGCACUGCAUCAAUUUUCAUAGUUAUGCAGAUGAUACUCAGCUUUACCUAUCAAUGAAGCCAGAUGACACACAUCAAUUAGUUAAACUGCAGGAAUGUCUUAAAGACAUUAAGGCCUGGAUGACCUCUAAUUUCCUGCUUCUAAAUUCAGAUAAAACUGAAAUUCUUGUUCUCGGCCCCACAAAUCUUAGAAACAUGGUGUCUAACCAGAUACUUACUCUGGAUGGCAUUACUUUGGCCUCCAGUAACACUGAGAGAAAUCUUGGAGUCAUUUUUGACCAGGAUAUGUCCUUCAAUGCACAUAUUAAACAAAUAUGUAGGACCGCUUUUUUGCAUUUGCGCAAUAUUUCUAAAAUUAGAAACAUCCUUUCUCAGAGUGAUGCUGAAAAGCUAAUUCAUGCAUUUAUUACUUCUAGGGUGGACUACUGUAAUUCAUUAUUAUCAGGCUGUCCUAAAAGCUCCCUGAAAAGUCUUCAGCUGAUCCAAAAUGCUGCAGCUAGAGUACUGACAGGGACUAGAAAGAGAGAGCAGAUUUCUCCCAUAUUGGCUUCUCUUCAUUGGCUCCCUGUUAAAUCUAGAAUAGAAUUUAAAAUUCUUCUCCUCACCUACAAGGUCUUGAAUAAUCAGGAACCAUCUUAUCUCAAAGACCUCAUAGUCCCAUAUCACCCCAACAGAGCACUUCUCUCUCAGACUGCUGGCUUACUUGUGGUUCCUAGGAUACUUAAGAGUAGAAUGGGAGGCAGAGCCUUCAGCUUUCAGGCCCCUCUUCUGUGGAACCAGCUCCCAGCUUGGAUUCAGGAGACAGACACCCUCUCUAUUUUUAAGAUUAGGCUUCAAACUUUCCUUUAUGAUCAAGCUUAUAGUUAG